This is a messenger RNA of Homalodisca vitripennis (glassy-winged sharpshooter), 1575 nucleotides long. RefSeq lists its product as uncharacterized. Lineage: Eukaryota; Metazoa; Arthropoda; Insecta; Hemiptera; Cicadellidae. The record is from RefSeq and is a predicted model, not a curated record. The coding region runs from base 185 to 1465 and encodes 426 amino acids. The transcript is spliced from 2 exons.
AUAACGCCCAUCUCUAUCAGUGCCGCCCAUCAUUCUCAACUCUCAGUCCCAACAUUCCUGUGUUUAACUGCACUAGCUUCACGUGAUUAAUGGAUCUCUAAAAUUGUAUUUGAUUUGAACUUGAUUUUGUAAUGAUUCUAAACCGUACCUAAUCCUAUUUUAGCGGAAGAUUUAUACAAGACAAAUGGCAACAAAUACUCCAGAGUGGUUAACUGGUGAUUUUCUCAAAUCCUGUCUUGAAGAUACCGAAGGAAAUGUUGCAGGAGUAAUUAUCACAAGCUACACGCUCGAGCCAGCUAUCGCUCCUGGUAACAACUAUGGCAGUCAGAUGAUCAGAGCAAAUGUUCAGUACAAGAGACUAGACGACAGUUCUACUGAGGAAUCCAUUUCUUUAAUCAUAAAAGCGCCAUUAUCUGAAGAUUCGUAUAUAGGGGAUCAGUUCGGAGAUAACUUCAAGCAAUUUUACGAGAGUGAGUCAAAUUACUAUCAUAAGUUUAUAUCAGAAACUUACAGACUAAGCAAACACGAUGUUGUUCCUAAACAUUAUAAAUCCCCAAAUCCAUUGUGUGUAGUAUUGGAAGACUUGAAGGCAUCAGGCUUUGAAAUGGCUGACCGUCAAAAACUACUAGAUUUCGAUCACUGUGAACUUUUCAUAAAGGCUUCAGCCAAGCUUCACGCUCUUUCGAUGGCAAUCUUCAAGAAAGAUCCUGGAUUGAUUGAAAGUUUGGGUGUUGAAAGCCCGGCAAUGGCUGAGAAAAUGGAGAAGUCAUUUAAGCUGAUGCUGCCCAACAGUCUUCUUUGUAUGGCUACGUAUUUGGAAGACAAGCCAGAUUAUAAAAAGCAAUUUGAAAUAAUCAAAGAAGCCUGUGAGGAAGAUGUAUUUUGGAAUAUCUAUAAGGAAAUGCUGGAAGAUUGUAAAUCGAAACCCAUCAGAGCACUGACACAAGGAGACCCUUGGUGCACGAACAUGAUGUUCAAAUACAACAGCGCGGGAAAAGUGACGGAUAUAAAAAUUAUUGAUUUUCAGAAUGUCAGGUUAUGUUCUCCACUUGUCGAACUUGUCUUCUUCUUAACGGCAUCAGCCAACUUGGAAGUCCGUCAAAAGAGAUUGAAUGAUCUUUACCAAAUUUACUGUGACUCAUUGAACGAAAAUCUUGCAGAAUUUGAGUGUCCUGAAAGGUUGACUAUGGAAGAACUGAAAGCGGAAAUACGAUUUCUGAGCCCAAUAGUAUUCGUUAAUCUGUGUAGUUUACCUGUAGCGUUGACUGAUGCCGUUCCAGAUAUGACGGAAUUCUUAACCGUCAAAUUUUCAGCUGAGUCUGUUAAUGAAAGAUCGUAUUACAAGUCAGUAUAUACAGGACAGUAUUUUAAUAUGAACUAUCCACAAAUUCUUGACGCUUAUGACAAGCAUGGUGUCUAUGACUACAUGUUGAAAAAGAUUAGAGAGGUAAAAUCUGAAAAAUAAAGAGUAUUGGUAGUUGUAUUGAUGUAUCUGGAAUUUGUUUAGAACUGUUUUUAUCUGGAAGUCUCUAAAAUUAACUGUAUUAUAAAAUAAACAAUAGCGGUGAACCAGAA